CUCAGCGGCGGAUAGUGAGCGCGUUGCGAAGGCACACGGGACAGCUCCCGCGCCGCGCCGACGCCCGCGAAGGCACGCAGGAGAGCGCCCCCACGUUGCGCCGCAACGGGCUGCCCGAAAAAGCCCGAGCCGUAACGCCCCGGCAGCCCCAAAGUAGCGCCGCCUAGCGGCAGCCGCCGCGAGCCCCAAAAGCCGCGUCGCGCGCCGGCGAGCGGAGCCCGGACACCUAAUAGCACGCCAAACACCAGUGAGACGAAACCAUGUCCCAGGAGCAGGGCCCCGAGGAGUCGGCGGUCGCCGACUUCCUCCAGAUCCUCGAGGAGCACCGGAAGAACUGCGAACGGCAGGGCAAGUAUGUCGAGGCGGAGAUCGCCAAGAAUCGCUUGGAGGAGCUGAAGAUGCACGAAGAGAACCGGCGGAAGGAGGCCAUGCGGUCGCGGCAAAUUGCCGAGAGGUUAGGUGUCGAGGAGGCGCACAUGCUCGAGUUCCAGCAGUUUAAUAUUAUUUGGGACAAGAAGAUGGCGGAGUACGAGCAGCAUGCGGCGGAUCUGGUGGAAGCCAUGAAGGAACGACAUGCUGCGGAGUUACGAGAUUUUCAGGGGGCGCUCUUGCAGAGGCAAGCCCGGCCCAAGUUCUCUCGCGAAUUGUUGAAUUUGCGACGUAUUCAAGAACACUUGGCCAGACAGAAGGACUACACCGAGGCCCACAAGAUCAAGCUGAAAUGUGAUGCAUUGGAGGCGUGGGAGCUCGAAAAGUGGCAGAACGGCAAGCAGCAGGAGAUGUUCCAGCGCGAGGCGAAGUUCAAGCACCAGAAGCAGAACGAGCUCGUGGCGUUGCAGAAGCGGGUCCAGACGGGCCGCGAGGAGCAGAAGAAACAGCGCCAGAUGGACCUCGAGCGACUAUUGCAGCGCUACCAGAACGUGAAGAGCGAGUUGGAGGCGCAGCAGAAUUUGGAGCGGAUUCGGGCCGAGCGCAUGGCGUCGUCGGGCCAGUGGAACUGGGGGUCGACGACGACGAAGGCGGGGGCGCAGGUCGCAUAA
Pelagomonas calceolata is the source of this 1040-nucleotide messenger RNA. NCBI's taxonomy places the organism in Eukaryota, Pelagophyceae, Pelagomonadales, Pelagomonadaceae. The record is from the annotation of a GenBank genome assembly.